CGACGCGUCCGAGCGAAGCCACCAUCAUCCCCGAAAGCGGCCGAGACGCGUGAGCCAUCGACCCCUCCAGCCUCACUCCCACUCCCACCCCACCCGCACGCGGAAGCUCGACUCCGUGCGGCGGUUAGGGUUUGGCGCCCCUUCUAGUAGAAGCUUCGGACCCCCGAUCGGCGUUGGCGGCGAUGCUCUCAAUUUGCGGCCACGGCGGCGGCGCCGUGGCCGCUGGUGAGGAACAGCGCGCACCCUACCCGCUCCCUCCUCCCCAUCCUCGGCCGCAGCAGCUCGGCGCGGCGAUCGGCGCCCUGCUGCUGAACCCCCUCCAAGUUGACGAAGGCACGCGCCUGGAGAUCGCGCAACAGAGUUACAACGCAGGGGAUUACAGAGCGGCGCUUGAGCAGAGCAAUGCGGUGUACAUGGAGAACCCGAGGCGCCUGGAGAACCUCCUGCUGCUCGGCGCCGUUUAUUACCAGCUGCGGGAGUUUGACAUGUGCAUCGUGAAGAACGAGGAGGCUGUGGCAAUCCAGCCCAAUUUCCCUGAGUGCUUCAACAACAUGGCGAAUGCAUGGAGGGAGAAAGGCGAUAUAGAUCGUGCCAUCCAGUACUAUAAGCAUGCAAUUCAGCUGCGACCGACCUUCGCUGAUGCAUUCUCAAACUUGGCAAAUGCUUAUACUCGAAAAGGAAAUCUCAUCGAGGCAACCAAAUGUUGCCAUCAGGCGCUAGCACUAAAUCCUCGUUUGGUUGAUGCCUACUGCAGCCUUGGUGACGUGUUGAAGGCACAAGGAUCAUACAGAGAUGCAUACAGUUGCUUUAGAGAGGCUGUAAGCAUAUCACCUAGUUGUGCAACUGCUUGGUAUAAUAUUGCUGGACUUUUCAUGCAAUGGGGAGAUUUCAAUAAGUCAGUUCUCUACUAUAAGGAAGCAAUCAAAUUCAAGCCGGCAUUUUAUGAUGCCCAUAUGAACUUGGGCAGUCUUUACAAGGCUGUUGGAAUGUGUCAAGAUGCAAUUGUAUGCUAUCAAAAUGCAGCACAGGCAUGCCCACAAAAUGCAAUAGCUUAUGGUAACCUUGGUGAUGCCUACUAUGAACAAGGCCAACUGGGCUUAGCUAUUUUAAGUUAUAGACAUGCCACUACCUGCAACCCGUCAUAUGUUGAAGCUUAUAAUAAUCUGGGAAAUGCUUUAAAAGGAUCUGGAAGAUGUGACGAGGCAAUCGGUUGCUACCAGUCAUGCCUUGCUCUUCAACCUAAUCACCCUCGAGCUCUGACAAACCUUGGGAACGUUUAUAUGGAGAGGAGCAUGCUGGACAUAGCGGCUUCACAUUUCAUGGCAGCUCUUACAGUUACUACUGGAUUGUCUGCACCUUACAACAAUUUAGCGACGAUUUACAAACAACAAGGAAACUAUGCUAAUGCCAUAGCAUGUUAUAACGAAGCACUCCGUGUUGAUCCUUUGGCUGCCGAUGGUCUUGUGAAUAGAGGGAAUACAUUGAAAGAAGCAGGCAGGGUCAGUGAAGCAAUUCAAGACUAUUUGCAGGCUGCUGCAAUUAGACCAACCAUGGCUGAAGCUCAUGCAAAUUUGGCAUUUGCGUAUAAAGACACGGGCCUAAUGGAGUUGGCAAUUAUCAGUUACAAGCAGGCCUUGCAAUUACGUCCAGAUUUUCCAGAAGUUGCGUGUAAUCUCUUGCACACUCUACAGUGCGUAUGUGAUUGGGAUGAUAGAGAAGAGAAGUUCAUCAAGGUAGAGGGGAUUAUCAGACAGCAAAUAAAGAUGUCCCUUCUCCCAAGUGUACAACCAUUCCAUGCUAUGGCAUUCCCGAUCGAUCCAAAUCUUGCACUGGAGAUCAGUAAAAAAUAUGCAGAUCAUUACUCUUUGGUUGCGUCACGUUUUGGGCUUCCUGCAUUCUCACACCCCUCACGUGCUCCUAUCAAGACUGAUGACAGAACUUCUCGCCUUAGGAUUGGAUAUGUGAGUAGUGACUUCGGGAAUCAUCCUCUGUCUCAUCUCAUGGGAUCUGUAUUUGGAAUGCACAAUGAAGACAUUGUAGAGGUUUUCUGUUAUGCUCUGAGCCGAGAUGAUGGUACGGAAUGGAGGCAACGUAUUAAAGGUGAAGCAGAGCACUUCAUUGAUGUGUCAGAGAUGUCAUCUGAUAUGAUUGCUAAAGUUAUCAAUGAAGAUAAGAUACAAAUUCUUAUAAAUCUUAAUGGAUAUACAAAGGGUGCACGCAAUGAAAUUUUCGCCAUGCAGCCAGCGCCAAUCCAGGUUUCUUACAUGGGAUUUCCUGCAACUACCGGUGCAAGUUAUAUUAAUUAUUUGAUUACUGAUGAGUUUGUCUCUCCGUUAAAAUAUUCUCAUAUUUACUCAGAAAAGCUUGUCCACCUUCCUCAUUGUUACUUUGUGAAUGAUUAUAAACAGAAAAAUCAAGACGUUCUUGAUUCUGUUUGCCCACACAAACGAGCCGACUAUGGCCUGCCAGAGGACAAAUUUAUUUUUGCAUGCUUCAAUCAGCUCUACAAGAUGGAUCCAGAUAUAUUCAACACCUGGUGCAAUAUUCUGAAGCGUGUGCCAAACAGUGUCUUGUGGCUCUUGAGAUUUCCAGCUGCUGGGGAGAUGAGAUUGCGUGCAUAUGCGAUUUCAAAAGGAGUAAGGGCAGACCAAAUAAUAUCUACAGAUGUUGCCACAAAAAAUGAACAUAUAAGGCGAAGUGCCUUGGCGGAUCUCUUUCUUGACACCCCGUUGUGUAACGGCCACACUACUGGUACAGAUGUAUUAUGGGCCGGCGUCCCAAUGAUUACCCUUCCUCUGGAGAAAAUGGCAACAAGGGUUGCAGGUUCCCUCUGUCUAGCUACUGGGGUCGGGGAAGAGAUGAUAGUCGAUAGCCUGAAAGAAUACGAGGAAAGGGCCGUAUUUCUAGCGACGAAUCCAUCGAAACUCCAAACUCUUACAAACAGGCUCAAGGCUGUUCGGAUGACCUGUCCUUUGUUUGAUACAGCUCGAUGGGUAAAGAAUCUGGACAGGGCAUAUUUGAAAAUGUGGGACCUGCAUUGCUCUGGUAGGCACCCUCAACAUUUUAAAGUGGUAGAAGAGUAGAAGACGAUACCAGUUUCCCUUUGACGGAUAAAUACAGUUAGCAGAUGAUGUAAUAUCAUACGAGUUACGAGGUAAGUAUAUUAGGGGCUGUCAUAUACUCAUACGGGAGGUGAUUUCAUUUGAGGCCUCCUCCACAGCUAAGAGGACCUGGACCCAGCGUAGAGGUAAUAAAAAAUCUUGGGGUACAACACUAACUUGAUGUGUUUUAUGCAUAACGACUGUGUCAGCUUGUUGCACUCCUAGGGAAAUCUUACUAAAUUUCUAUUCUGACGGUCCUGUUGGGAGCUCUCUGGUAGUGGACAUUAGCCUGCUCUUAAGCAAGAGAGCAACACUUAUCUGAUCAAUGCCUGGAGUGGAGCGAGACUUGAUCAACUUACUAAAUCGAACAAUCUCCGAAACCUGGAUCAUUUUGGUGGUGGUACUUUUGGUGUGUCGAUUUCACUGUUUGCUCGUACUAACUUUUGAACGAGAUAUGCAGAUUGCUUCAUGCCUGAGGUGGAGCACGAUGUGAUUCCUUGUCAAUUAGGACUGAUGAUGCUGGGCCUGCGUGACGCCUGAUCCAGCUAUAUAACGAUCCCUCUUUUAGGCAGUAGGCUUCACUGUUGUUGCAGGUUAUGCAUCAUCUCUUCUGCGAAGCUGGUCUCGCCAGUGUCAUUGCCUUCUGGUCCGCAUCAUUAGAAAAGACAAGGUUAGGUUGAGCAGGCAUGUAGCUGAGCAGAGGCACGUUGGACCGUGCAAAACUUCUGAAUCUGCUUGAGCUGCUGUUCUGCGGCAUGCGUUGCUGCCCACGGACAGGACUACUACGGGGGUCGGGCUUCUCUCCCAGCAAAGAUCAUUUAGUGGCUGCGUGCCACGGCCAGAGUAAGUCCACCGUUGCUUGCUCGACUUGCGUGAAGCAGGUAUCGUAUCGGACCAGCAAAAGCUCGUCAGAAGUUGGGUACCUACACGGCGAGUCGAUGACUACGGCCAAGACGCAGCUGUUAUGAGGUGGUUGUGGUUCUGAAGCGCGCUUAUGGACUCUGUACAACGACUAACAAAGAUAACCUAACAAGCUAUUUUACUAGAA
Panicum hallii is the source of this 4149-nucleotide messenger RNA. Its product is annotated as probable UDP-N-acetylglucosamine--peptide N-acetylglucosaminyltransferase SEC. Gene Ontology annotation, biological process: protein O-linked glycosylation. The coding region runs from base 183 to 3083 and encodes 966 amino acids. The transcript has 28 exons. Gene Ontology annotation, molecular function: protein N-acetylglucosaminyltransferase activity; protein binding. The record is from RefSeq and is a predicted model, not a curated record. NCBI's taxonomy places the organism in Eukaryota, Viridiplantae, Streptophyta, Magnoliopsida, Poales, Poaceae.